Messenger RNA from Dimorphilus gyrociliatus, 880 nucleotides. The record is from the annotation of a GenBank genome assembly. NCBI's taxonomy places the organism in Eukaryota, Metazoa, Annelida, Polychaeta, Dinophilidae.
UAUGUGUACACAAGUAUCUAAUGCUUCGCUACCCAAGUGCUCGGGAUGCGGUGAGCCGAUCAUAGAUCGGUUUAUUCUUAAGGUGCUCGAACGUGCUUGGCACGCUGCCUGUUUAAAAUGUGCCGAUUGCGGAGAGAGAUUAAGUGACAAAUGCUUUUCAAAAGGCGAAAACGUCUACUGCAAAGAAGAUUUCUUUAGCCGCUUUGGAACACGGUGCGCCGGAUGCGAUAAGGGAAUCCCACCAACUCAAGUCGUGAGACGGGCGCAGGAUAACGUUUACCAUCUGGAGUGUUUUGCCUGCAUGAUGUGCUCCAAUCAAUUGAACACGGGUGAUGAAUUCUACCUGAUGGACGAUAGAAAACUUGUCUGUAAAGCCGACUACGAGACUGCAAAAGCUCGCGAAUUCGAUCUGGAUAACGCGAAUAAAAGGCCAAGAACGACGAUAACAGCAAAGCAGCUGGAGGCUUUAAAGCGAGCUUAUCAGGAAUCUCCGAAACCGGCAAGGCAUAUUCGAGAACAAUUGAGUGCCGAAACUGGUUUAGAUAUGCGAGUCGUUCAAGUUUGGUUCCAGAAUCGACGGGCGAAAGAGAAACGACUGAAAAAAGAUGCUGGAAGACAACGUUGGACGCCUUAUUUCCGACGAGACGCUCAAUUAGAUGGGGGAAAUGGCGGGGAAGAUCGAACGGAUGAUACCAUGGAUGGAUUUGGAGAUGAGAUGGACGAGACGAUUCACUACGCUUCUGAUGGAUGGAUGCCCCCAAGAUUUGCUUUACCGGAAGCUCAAGUUUCCGGAAAUCCCGCACCAAUAGGACCAGCGCCACCAGCAUCUUCUAACGGCGACGCUUACAACUUUUCGGCGAAUCACGUGGAAGUUUAUUGA